This is a messenger RNA of Chrysemys picta bellii (western painted turtle), 1728 nucleotides long. The record is from RefSeq and is a predicted model, not a curated record. NCBI's taxonomy places the organism in Eukaryota, Metazoa, Chordata, Testudines, Emydidae.
GUGCAGUUAUUUCUGUACCAGACUCAGCGGAUCCAGUUUGUGGAAGUUAAUGACACCACCAAGAUGCACUGUUCUUCCACGGAAAACUUGGAAGGAGGAGGAUUGAAAGUGUUUUGGUAUUUGAGAAGAGAAGGUGAGACUCUAACAUGCAUUAAGCGCUGUUCGGAUGAUCAAAAUGUAAGUAAAUUUGCUUGCAAACACGAGACACACAGCUCGACCCUGGAAAUCAGCAAUGUCCAAAAGACUGAGUCUGGCAUUUACUACUGUGCAUAUAAAUACAGCAGCUACCUGAUCUUCGGGAAUGGAUCCACACUGAUUGUUGGAGACAGUUAUACCAACAGCAGCUGGGUGAUGCUUCUGGUCCCAUUUCCACGUGGCAGUCAAGUCACUGGGACAGCAAAUCUGGCUUGUGUGAUCCAUGGAGUGUCCAGCCCAGUCCAUGUUUCCUGGAGUGUUUCUGGGGAGCUGCAGGAACAGGGGCUGACGCGCUCAUUGAAAGCAAAGGAUGGAUCUUUAACACUCAUAAAUCACAUCAGCGUCCCCAUGGACACCUGGACCAGUGGGAAGGAUUUCACCUGUGAAGUCAAAUUCAACUCUUCUGGUACCAGUGUAAAGAAAAGUACCAGGUAUCCUGCAGCCCCUGACAGCGAGUGCUCACAUUACAUUGUGCCCCUUGCGGCUGGUGCUGGUCUGCUGCUGCUGUUGGUGUCUCUGAGCCUCGUAUGGACCCUCUGCCCUUCCACGCUAGGAGUCCAGCCCAGGGUCUCAGCACCCCCAGCUUCACAGGAGAACCAGGGUGGGAUCUUAUAUGCUCAUCUGGAUUUUGAUUCACGGAAUCGCAACGGGCGCAUGAUGCAGCGACCGGCCAGAGGGAAACAUCUAAAACCCUGAACUGUCUCGUGCAGGGGAAUCCACAUGUGGGAACUGAUGUCUGGUUCUCUGCUGAUCGGACAUAGCAGCUGGAAGAAGACUCUGUCUGUCACCUUUUUUAUUUAUUUUCUCCCCUUUUCUGUUUGCAAUAUAAAGGUCAGAAGAUCCCCACAGGGUUCAACCUCAUAAGAUGGGAAAUCUCCUUUUGGGAUAUAAAGGCAUCACGGUGUAGAUAAUACACUUGUGUACUAGAUUGGAAGCUCUUUGGGGCAGGGACUGUCUCUUUGUUCUGUGUUGGUGCAGCAUCUAGCACAGAGGGGCUCUGAUCCAUAAUCGGGAGUCCUGGGUGCUAUGGUAACACCAUCAUCAUCAUCCUCUCAACUUCAGAGGGACCCGGACACAGCUGAACACCUGCAGCUUCCCUGCCCAGAGUGAGGCCGGAUGGCAGGAACCUGCAGAGGGGACGUGCAGCCCCUGUAUAUGCCACAGCUCCCCUGAUCCUCAGCAGGCUCGUGCUCCCUUUGCAGUAAUGUUACAUGGACGUGCAAUGGGAUUGUGAAGGGGGAGGAUGGAUGCGGGAGGAGCUGGGAGGGAUGAGAAUCUCUCCCCAGGCCAGGGCUGGAGCUGCUACUCCAGUGUUUCCUCUACAGCAGUGUUUCUCAAUGACCAGUCCGUGGACCAGUGCCGGUCCUUGAGAUCUUCCUGACACAGCUUAGGAAGGCAGCAAGCUGGUCCCUGGUAUCAGAAAGGUUGAGAAAUGCUGGUGUAGAGGCUGCUUCUUUCCCCACGGGUGAGAUCCACACGGGCCAAGGGGCCAGCCCCCGUGCACCAUCUAACAAUAACAACACGUUAUCAAUG